Magnolia sinica is the source of this 1251-nucleotide messenger RNA. RefSeq lists its product as uncharacterized. The transcript is spliced from 3 exons. NCBI's taxonomy places the organism in Eukaryota, Viridiplantae, Streptophyta, Magnoliopsida, Magnoliales, Magnoliaceae. Bases 39 to 848 code for a protein of 269 amino acids. The record is from RefSeq and is a predicted model, not a curated record.
AGGUCCUUUUCCUCUCUCUCUCUCCCUCUCUCUCAGCUAUGGCCGAUUCCAAUGAAGAAAAAUCUCUCGGAGAAGAAUGCUUGGGUAGCCUUGAAGAGAAGAUCUCUGAUUUUUUCAGUGAAUCUUCCAACGGUUCGAAUUGCACUUCCCUUGACGAUGAUGAAGAGGAAUCGUCCGAUCCGGCCGAGAGGGAAGAAUUCUGGCUGGGCCAGGAGAGCUUGCUCCAGGAAAUUCUAUCCCGUAGUAACUUGACGGGAUCAAAACUCCGGCGAGAAGUGAGCCGAGCUAUGAAGAUGACGAAAGAGACCGUCGAAUGCCGCUGCCCAAAGCCGAGCUCGAACAGGUGUGCAAUUUGUCUGCGCCGGGCAGUCAUCGAUCACCUUCACACCGUCGGAUACGAUGCUGCUUUGUGCACAUCUACAUGGAGGUCCACAAGAGAGAUUCCUGGAGGAAAGCAUGAGUAUAUAGAUGUCAUCGUCCAUGCCACGGACCGGAAGAAGGAAGCUCGGUUUGUGAUUGAAUUAGACUUCCGAGUGGAAUUCGAGAUGGCGAAAGCAUGCGAGGAUUACCAGAAGCUGAUAACCCAUCUGCCAGAAUCCUUUGUGGGGAAGCCCGAGCACCUGAACACAGUGUUAAGUGUGGUGUGUGGUGCAUGCAAGAGGUCGAUGAGGGAGAGGAAAAUCUACAUGGGCCCAUGGAGAAAGAGAAAGUUCAUGCUGAAGAAGUGGGCUGGUUCUCAGCGGAGAUGGUUUUCCGAUCUGUCCCCGGCAGUGUCGGUCCAAUCAAAGGAGCUUCUCAUGCCCAUUCACACUUUCAGCUUAUGUUCAGCUGCAGUGGAGGUCGCCUGAGCAAGCGACUGCCGGAAUAUGACAUGAACCCUUUGAAACUCUCUUGAGGCCCAGUUCUGGUAAUGAGCUCGUGAGGCCCACUACUACUGAUGAGCUCCAUCUAUCUACACUGCACAAGUCACCAUAUGCCACGUGGAAAAGUGGGCCAGGGUACCUUUUUUGCAUGCUGACAUGUCAUCUUAUCAUUGGUCGUGGUACCCAUUAGGAGUGCUUGAGAAAAUGCCACGUGGAAUCAAGGAUUGCCUAGUAUGUAGUGUGUGUAAAGCUAGUGGAGAGAGCAACAAUUUUGUCAGUUUUGAAACACAUGAAAAGCAGCGAUGAGAGCUUUCAUCUUGUUUGGCUUUAUACGAACACUAAUAAUUUUAAAGGAGAAAUUCUCAAGUCCAAUCGGUUGGACGUCAAA